CUUCAAAACCAUUUCUCUUCAUUUUCCAUGCUUCUGUUAACAGAUUUCUUCUAUUAUGAUUGUUAUCUAUAAAAUGGACAAUUCUUAAGUCUUAACAUUCAGAAGUUUCUCCUCAGUGCAUGGGGGAAUGAAUAUUAUCUGAAGAGACUUAAAUAAUCUAGUUUAUCCAUUUUAGCAUAGAUCAGGGGGAGGAGGGAAGUGAAACAUUACUGGGAAAAGUGUGUCCCUCCCUGAUCAUGUUUAAGGAAAGUCAUGGAAAUGGUAAACUAAAAUAUCUCUGGGCAUAUUAGAUGGAUUGAGGGUAAACUGACGUAAGUCUGACGUAGACCUCAGCAUUUCCAGGUCCCAGCGGGAGAAAGACUGGCAGUAUUUUCAACAACACUUGGAUCAACUCCUUCAUUUCCAACAUGGAAGAAACUUACAUCGAUUCCCUGGACCCUGAGAAGCUAUUACAAUGCCCAUAUGAUAAAAAUCACCAAAUCAGGGCCUGCAGGUUUCCUUAUCAUCUUAUCAAGUGCAGAAAGAAUCAUCCUGAUGUUGCAAACAAAUUGACUACCUGUCCCUUCAAUGCUCGCCACCAGGUUCCUCGGGCCGAAAUCAGUCAUCAUAUCUCAAGCUGUGAUGACAGAAGUUGUAUUGAGCAGGAUGUUGUCAACCAGGCUAGGAACCUGGGACAAGAGACCCUGGCCGAGAGCACAUGGCAGUGCCCUCCUUGCGAUGAAGACUGGGAUAAAGAUUUGUGGGAAGAGACCAGCACCCCAUUUGUUUGGGGCACAUCUAACUACUGUGGCAACAACAGCCCUGCAAACAACAUCAUUAGGGAACAUAAAGGUAACCUGGCUUCAGGCAUGCGCGUUCCCAAGUCUCUGCCGUAUGUUCUGCCAUGGAAAAACAAUGGAAAUGCACAGUAACGGAAUAUCUAUCUCAUCAAACUCCAGAUACUAGAAGAUUCUUCCUUCUACCACUGGGUUCUCCAUUUUUCUCCUAAUCUCAUUAUAGAAAGAUAAACUGACUUUCAAACUGACAAGUACUUUUGUUUUCUAACCCCUUUGAUUCAUUUGAUUCAAGAAAGAACCCUGAUACUCAGAAGAACUGUUCCAAAUUAAACCAUCAAUGUAGUUAAUUACUUUGGUUACCUACCUGCAGACCCAAACUCAGAAAUUAUACAUUCCAUUCAACAUUACUGAAACGUAAUCACUUAAAGUUAUUUCACAAGACCUAGAAGUAACUGUGUAUGUGUGUGUGCUUGCAUACCUAUGAACCAAAUUCAUUUUAACAUAAGAAUGCACCUUUUUUGAUCAGUGCUUCUCUUUAUCCAGAGUCUCCAAGAUGUUGAUAGCAUUUAUAUAGAAAAAUACC
Messenger RNA from Talpa occidentalis (Iberian mole), 1359 nucleotides. Its product is annotated as gametocyte-specific factor 1-like. Bases 408 to 911 code for a protein of 167 amino acids. The record is from RefSeq and is a predicted model, not a curated record. The transcript has 9 exons. Lineage: Eukaryota; Metazoa; Chordata; Mammalia; Eulipotyphla; Talpidae.